Molecule: messenger RNA, 1430 nt
Organism: Tribolium madens (black flour beetle)
Lineage: Eukaryota; Metazoa; Arthropoda; Insecta; Coleoptera; Tenebrionidae
Gene: CNBP
Product: CCHC-type zinc finger protein CG3800
Exons: 2
Coding region: 539-979 (146 amino acids)
Molecular function (GO): zinc ion binding; nucleic acid binding
Source: RefSeq, a predicted model, not a curated record
GAAGUGGGUGGUUGAAAGUGAGGUUAGUGCGAAAAAUUGGGGUAAAACAACCCGAAUUGGCACAAAACCGUCAACUUGACGCUCUGGUCGCUCAUUGCGGUGGUUAAAUGCCACGUUUCGUGUGCAAAUUGCGUAAAACAAUCAUUGAAAAUUUGAAUCGCGCGCCUUUUUUCGUCAUUUUUCCCCUAAUCAAAGUGUGUGUGAAACCACUAGAAACAAUCGAAAAAUGUGUGUUUUUUAGUGAAAAUGGCGUGUUUGGGGCCCCCUAGUCCAAAAUCGCGUUUAAUUUCAAUUUGGCGCUCCAAAAGUGGCGGAAACUCUCAUUUAAGUGCGCAGUACUCGUGCUCAGAUCGCGUUUUUGGCCUUUAAUGCGCGCAGUACCGGUUUUCGCCGUCUCACACAUUUUCCAAGUGUUUUGCCCAAACCCAACAUAUUUGACUCGAAUGUGGCAAAGCUUGAGUGAAAUAACCCAAUUACUAAAUCGCAUAAACAUCUUCAAGUGUCCAACGACUUGAAUCUCCACAAUCGAGACGGCGCCAUGAGUUCUGGGAGCAUCUGCUACAAGUGCAACCAGCCGGGGCACUUCGCCCGCGAGUGCACGCAGCCGGGGGGCCGCGAAGGGGGCCGCGGCGGCUUCAACCGCAGUCGGGAGAAGUGCCACAAGUGCAACAAGACGGGGCACUACGCGAGGGACUGCAAGGAGGACUCGGCGCGCUGCUAUCGCUGCUACGGCGAGGGCCACUUCGCCAAAGACUGUCUCCAGAGCCCCGACAUGCCCUCGUGCUACAACUGCAGGAAGCCGGGGCAUAUCGCGCGCAGUUGCCCCGAGGGGGGCGGCGUCGCCAACGAGACGUGCCACAACUGCCAGCGGCCGGGGCACAUCUCGAGGAACUGCCCCGAAAACACGAAAAUCUGCUACUUGUGCCACAAGCCGGGGCAUCUCAAGCGGGACUGUCAGGAGAACGAUUACAGGAAGUAACGUUGUUUUUAUUUGUUGUAUUUUAUAUUAUAUACGUUAUGAAAUUGUCUGUUUUUCCUCAACUAUUGUUAUGAACCGAUGUUUCUUAUUUAUGUUUCCUAAAUGGGGGUUAUUAUAUUCAAUUGAGGUUUUUAUGUAAUUGCAAACUAUACUAAAGGUUUUAACACUUAUUUUGGGCUCAUCUGUCAGUUCCUUCCCGAUAAAGAUGGCGUGCAAUCGUUAAUUCGAUUUUUUUUUACGUUUAUUUAUUUGUCUUGAUACAAGACGUCCCAAAAUUGUAAUUAUUUUGAUAACGAUUUACAUUUUAAAUAAAAUACUUCAAAGGGUAUUUGAGUUUAUUCACUUAUUUUAAAAGAAGUAAUACAGACAAGUAGAUUUGAGGCUUAAGAUGGUGGGUAGGUGUGUUUAAUUAGGAAUUAUGUAAAUAAAACGUUUUUAAUGCUUUUUUUAA